AUGGCAUUGGGAGGUAUGUAUGCCAGCUACAACGACUCACCAUCAAAUUUUGUAAGAGUCAUGGUUCUAGUAGAAGUGCCAGCAACUAACACCAUACUUCUUUUCACAGUAAAUGGCAACGAGCAAAAGAUUCCAAUAUCUGACAAGUCAGUCGAAGAAAUAUGCCAGUGGGUGGAACACCUAAAGAACAUAUCUGGCUCCAGUGAGCACAGACUGGUGAAGACCUGGAGAACAGACACGCCCAGUAUCCAAGGAGUGUGGACACCUUACCUCAAUAAAAAUCCCAAACACAACAUCACAGAUUUUCCUAGUGAUUCUCCUGAAUUUAAACACCAGCCUACUGAGAAAUCUGCCUCUCAAAAUCUUUUGGAAAGAGCAGAUCAGUUACGACGAUUGAAAGCCUGA
Helobdella robusta is the source of this 405-nucleotide messenger RNA. RefSeq lists its product as hypothetical. The transcript is spliced from 2 exons. The record is from RefSeq and is a predicted model, not a curated record. Gene Ontology annotation, molecular function: structural constituent of ribosome. Gene Ontology annotation, cellular component: mitochondrial large ribosomal subunit. Bases 1 to 405 code for a protein of 134 amino acids. NCBI's taxonomy places the organism in Eukaryota, Metazoa, Annelida, Clitellata, Rhynchobdellida, Glossiphoniidae. Gene Ontology annotation, biological process: mitochondrial translation.